Closterium sp. NIES-67 is the source of this 2205-nucleotide messenger RNA. The record is from the annotation of a GenBank genome assembly. Lineage: Eukaryota; Viridiplantae; Streptophyta; Zygnematophyceae; Desmidiales; Closteriaceae.
CGUAGCAAUCCACAGCCCAACAAGCCCAGUCCUCGACGCCGUCGGUAGGUAGGUAGGUAGACGCUCGUUAGUGGCUGAUACCUACACGACAGCUUUAACCGAUGUGCAGCCUUACGUAAUGUCUUUAUUCAACUCCCAGAGUCCCAUCCCAUGCCAGGCUUUGAGCGCUGGUGGUGCGAGCAGUCGCGAUCGAUUAGGCCUGUGUGUGUCUGGUUCGCGACGACGUGAAGCGGGUCGUUCGAUGGUCUAGACGACGUGAGCUAGCCGUAAAAUUCAACGUCUGCUCGUACAAUAUGCUCAGUUGACGGCUAUUACAGCUGCUACAGGUCCUUAGAUAGCAGAAUCCAUCUGUUGAUUUAGCAGCAGCCACUCGCACCAAGCAGUGCUGCGUUGGUGACGCUGUACCGUUAUUACAGUUUUCCAGGGAGUCGCCGCCUCGUCGGUCCUGUUUUCGAGGAUUCUCAAAAACAAAACUUAUCCAACAGAAUUCAUCUGGUGAUUCUACGAGUAGCAGCAGCUACUCGCACCAACCAUCCGUUGCUGCAAACCCCGUAGGGCAUGGCCGUCAGCAGUCAGUCGUCUGGCCAACGGGGUGGGGGAUCCUAAUCUGGGAUAGGUGUCGUACUGCUCAUAAUGAACUGUACAUAAUAUACUGUAGGUAAUGUACUCUACAUGGUGUACUUACAUGGUGUACUGUACAUAUCUCGGAGACGGAAUGUUGACCACGAAACUAAGCCCGCCGGGGACCGAGGCUGAGAGGACUGAGGCCCUUAGCCACCCAGCCAUGCCUGCAAAAAGCUGUCACUGACAGGCUUUGAGGCGCCUCAAAAGCUGACCACGGUACUAAGCCCCCUGGGGACCGAUGCAGAGAGGACUGAGGCCCUUAGCCACCCAAGCAUGCCUGCAGAAAGCUGUCACUGACAGGCUUUGAGGCGCCUCAAAAGCUGACCACGGUACUAAGCCCCCUGGGGACCGAUGCAGAGAGGACUGAGGCCCUUAGCCACCCAAGCAUGCCUGCAGAAAGCUGUCACUGACAUGCUUUCCACCGAGGCUGCCUUGGCUAUACCCUGCUUCGCGACAGAGCACACGCUUCUUCAAGACGUUCUUGUCCGUUGAUCUUUUAGAUAUUCAAGCGCGGAGAUUUAGGAGAGACGAGUGACUUGGUCCGUUUUUUAGGCUACAUAAGGUAGCCGAAGUAGUGGCUAUAUCAUUCCGUCAAAGAUUCUACCCGAAGAUCCCACCCCGGAUUCUCAAUCUUUUCCCUUUGUUCCUGACUAGAAGUCCAGUCCGAACAGUCUUCCCCCUAGAAGCUUGAUUCUAGGUUUCAGCACGGGAGCUUUUUUGACAUCUGCUGAGAGUCCGCCCGAAGCUUCACUCCUUAUUGAAGCGUGGCUUCAGUCUCCUACUAGGCUUCAAAUCCGCUCCAGCUUGAAAGCUGGUAGUCCCUUGAGGGCUUCAAGGGCUCAGGGAGGGCUUUCAAGUCAGAGAUUCGCCUGUGAAGCAGCUGUUGUGAAACAGCCAGCAUGCCGAUGCGCAAUGCAGUGUCCCGCAUCUCGCUGCGGGUGGGCUUCGUGGACUGGGCUGGGAUCGCUGGCAAUGCUGACGGUGCUAUGAAGAACGAUGCAGGAAGAAGAAAGCUACCCAGCUCCGGUAGCCUUGACAGCUCUGGACAAUUUGAGGCUCGGCAGACGAUGCAGACAGCACCUGUGUCUUGCGCCAUGAAGCGACCUAUCAGAAGCUGCAGCUUUCCUGGCAGCAACAGCAACAGCCAUCUCUUUAGGGAUGGCGCAUCUGCACAGUGUGACACAGGAGAUGAUGGUUGGGGAUCGGGUGAGUCAGCAGGGACUACCAUUAAGAGCUACUCUCCAAGGAAAGGCUCCCUGCGAAGCCCUGACAGGAAUUCUCGCUUCAAGGAAGGCCGCAGAGUAAGUUUCUCAAGACGGGUGCUGGUGAUUACUGUUUGAGCGUGGUAGGACAGUCCACAGAAGCUUUUACUCUUCGUGCAUGCAAUGCACGUUGGCUCCUUUUUUGCAUACUGGCGCACGUGGCCAUAUGUUUGUUGCACAUGUUGAGUCGACUCAAUUUGGCCGGUGGUGCCGUGCCGAUGCCUGCAGUUUGACUCACGAUUACAUAGUGCAAGACCUGGACCAUACCGAAGGUAUACUACCAUCAGUGUGGUAGUGAUAGCGCUGAUGUAACAGUAAA